AUGGAGAUUUCAUCAACCUUGUUGUGUUUAAACCUUCUUCUUGUUGCUUCCAUUACUAAAGCUCAAGCUGCUGAUGUCAUCUCUGAUGCAUUAAUGAGCUUAAAAUCUGAGUUUACUGAUAAUUAUAAUGCAUUAAGUGAUUGGUUUAUGCCUUCUAAUAAAAACCCAUAUGAUGAAAUUGCAGCUUGUUCUUGGUCUGGUGUUUCUUGCAACAACAACUCCACUAUGAUCAUUGGUUUAGACCUUUCAAAAAAAGGUUUGGGUGGUCAACUUUCUGGGAAACAAUUUGGUGUGUUUGUUGAUCUUGUUAGUCUUAAUCUUAGCCAUAAUUUGUUUUCUGGGAAACUUCCAAUUUCAAUUUUUAAUCUUACAAAUUUGAAGAGUUUAGAUAUUAGCAGGAACAAUUUUUCAGGAAAUUUUCCAAAUGGGGUUUCAAGGUUGAAAAAACUUGUUGUGCUUGAUGCAUUUAGUAAUAGUUUUUCUGGGUUAUUACCAGCUGAAGUUUCUGAGGUGGAAUUAUUGAAAGUUGUCAACUUUGCUGGAAGUUAUUUCAGUGGGUCUAUUCCUUCAGAAUUUGGGAAUUUUAAGAGUUUAGAGUUCAUACAUUUAGCUGGAAAUCUUCUUGGGGGUGAAAUUCCUCCAGAAUUAGGAAAGCUUCAAACUUUGAUUCAUAUGGAAAUUGGUUAUAAUUCUUACCAAGGUGGGAUUCCUUGGGAAAUUGGUAAUAUGAGUGAACUUCAUUACCUUGAUAUUGCUGGUGCUAAUCUUUCGGGUUCGAUUCCGAAAGGACUUAGCAAUUUGAGUAAACUUGAAUCUCUAUUUCUUUUCAGAAACCAGCUUACUGGUGUGAUUCCUUCAGAGCUCAGUAAGCUGAUUUCUCUGCAAAGUUUGGAUCUUUCUGACAAUCAGAUUUCUGGGAAAAUCCCAGAGAGUUUCUCAGAGUUGAAGAAUCUAUCAUUGCUUAGUCUUUUUGAAAAUGAACUGAGUGGCACUGUUCCCAAAGCUAUAGCUGAUCUUCCUAGGUUGGAAACUCUUCUCAUUUGGAACAAUUUUUUCUCUGGGUUUCUUCCAAAUGGCUUGGGAAUCAACUCAAACCUGAUUUUGGUGGAUGUUUCAACAAACAAUUUCAGUGGAAACAUACCACCUAAUCUUUGUGCUAAUGGUAUGCUUUCCAAGCUUAUAUUGUUUUCUAACUCUUUUACUGGUGAGCUUCCUCUUUUUCUCUCUAAUUGUUCAUCACUCGUGAGAAUUCGUUUCGAAGAUAAUUUACUCUCAGGUCCUAUCUCAUUGAACUUUGGCAGUCUAUCUGAUAUCUCAUAUGUUGAUUUGUCAAGUAACAAGUUAACAGGUGGAGUUCCUGAGAGCAUUACUCAUGCUCUUAAGCUUGAGUACUUCAAUGUCUCCAAUAACUUGGAGCUUGGUGAUGCACUUCCACCAAAACUUUGGUCCUUACCUGUUCUUAGCAACUUUUCAGCCACCUCUUGUAACAUAUCAGGCAACAUUCCUCCUUUCCAAUCUUGUAAGACUCUUUCUGUAGUUGAACUUAGUUCAAACCAUUUGUCAGGGAAUAUGCCUGAGACUGUAACAGAUUGCCAAGGCGUUCGUAUUAUAGACCUAUCUCAUAAUAACCUUAGUGGUGAAAUCCCUGAAAAACUAGGUCAUUCCACAGGCUUGCUGCUACUAAAUGUGUCAUUUAAUGAUAUAUCUGGUUCAAUUCCAGAAUACAACAGUUUCAGAUUGAUGGAUAGCAGUGCUUUUGUGGGUAACCCGAAGUUAUGUGGUGUGCCUUUGAAACCCUGCCCGAAUUCUAAGGAAAUCCAAAAUGAGUUGUUGUGGGUAUUGAUACUUUGUGCAGCUGUUGUUGUUUUCAUAGCGCUUGCUGUUUCCGGGGUAUAUUAUGUCCACAAAGGGAGAAAGAGAGGGCAAUGGAAAACGAUCUCUUUUAAUGGGUUGCCUAACUACACCGCGAAUGAUUUAUUAAAGAGCUUUAGCAGUCCGGAUUUCAUGGAGAUAACACCAUAUCCUUUAGUAUCCUCUCCAAUUUGCAAAGUUACUUUGCCAACAGGAAUAACAGUUUCAGUGAAGAAGAUUGAGUGGGACCCACAAAGAAUGGAAGUUAUGGAAGAACUCAUCAUUCAAAUGGGUAAUGCAAGGCAUAAGAACCUAACUAAAUUGCUUGGAUAUUGUUACAACAAGGAACUUGUGUAUCUUCUAUAUGAUUAUGUACCGAAUGGAAGUUUGGCCGAGAAGAUGUUGGUAAGGCAGGAUUGGGCUUCCAAGUACAGGAUAAUCUUGGGCAUUGCAAAGAGCUUAUGCUUCCUUCAUCAUGAUUGUUAUCCUGCAAUUCCUCAUGGCGAUCUAAGAUCGAGCAACAUAGUGUUUGCGGAAAGCAUGGAGCCUCAGUUGGCUGAAUUUGGUUUUCGGUUUUUGAUGCAGCUCAAUAAAGGUUCAUUCCCAGCGACACAGUCCAAAAUGCAACCAGAUCAAUACACAUUAAUCAAAGAAGAGCUAUACCUGGACAUCUACAACUUCGGAAAGAUCAUCCUAGAAAUCUUGACAAAUGGAAGGAUAAAAAAUGUGACCAAGAGCAUACAAAGCAAGCCAACAGAAGAUCUUUUAGAAGAGAUAUGCAAUGAAAAUGAAGUUAGUCCUCAAGAUUCUUUGAGGAAGGAAGUAAGUUUGGUGCUUGAAGUUGCUUUAGUGUGCACUAGAAGCAGGUCGUCAGACCAGCCAUCGAUGAAGGAUGUCUUAAAUCUUUUAUCUGGGUCGAAUCAUCGAAUGUAAAAACUCGAGCAGCACAUUUAGAUGAUAGAGCGUAAAUACUAGUAGUAUAGCAUAUAGCUCCAGUGAUUGUGAUUUCAUUACCAGCUAAGACUGCCUGAUGCAUUUGAUGGUUACACCAUGUUGUACCUUCUCCUAUUUCUCUGUUUGUACUUUUCUUAGUGUACGCUAUGUCUGAAUAGAGUUAGUUUCGUUAAUGGCUCGUUGGGCAAUAAAUUUUGGUCUUGAACUUC
Molecule: messenger RNA, 3014 nt
Organism: Beta vulgaris subsp. vulgaris (sugar beet)
Lineage: Eukaryota; Viridiplantae; Streptophyta; Magnoliopsida; Caryophyllales; Amaranthaceae
Product: leucine-rich repeat receptor-like protein kinase TDR
Exons: 2
Coding region: 1-2784 (927 amino acids)
Biological process (GO): protein phosphorylation
Molecular function (GO): ATP binding; protein kinase activity; protein binding
Source: RefSeq, a predicted model, not a curated record